AUGGAUACAGCCCACUGCGAGGAUAAUAGAAGACACCAUGAUAAUUGUGAUGUUAGUACAGGAGACGUAUCGAAGAAGAGCUUUGGAUGGUUUCACAACAUUAGAUCAUAUGUAGCUCUACUCUUUACAUUGAUCGUUGUUGAAUCCUCUAUGUUUGCUUAUAUGGCGUCUGUCCUCCCAACGCUUGAACGACGGUAUAGUUUCACCUCUCAGCAAAUAGGAACUAUGGUAACUGCAAGUCAAGUUAGUUCUUUGGUUUGCAUUCCAUUUGUUACCCAUUUCUUGGGCGGGCCAAACCACCACAGACCUCGAUGGGUGGCAGUGGGGAUAUUACUCUCAUGCCUUGGUAUCAUGUUGUGUGUACUACCUCAGUUCUUGUCCGAACCGUACGCAUAUGACCAAGCCGACAACAACACUGGUGUUGCGAGCAUACUAGAAGCGGCAUGGGGCGUAGGCCUACCUCUUGGAUUUGGUGUCAUCAGCUCUGCUUGCCUCAGCAUAUACGUAGAUUUUUACCGUGUGGAUAUGAAUACAAUUGGUCUAACUGAUAAAGAUCCACGUUGGGUUGGAGCAUGGUGGCUAGGUGGAAUUGGCGGAGCUGUCGCACUGCUGUUUCUGUCCAUUCUGUUAUGUCUCUUCCCAAGAGAAAUGCCAGGAGGGCGGAAGGAGAUCCCCGAGUCGGAAAGCAGAUAUACCAAGAGCUCUGACGUUGCUUCAUAUAGCGGAAUGAACGUUUUACUCCACGGGAAAGAAAUAAUGGUCACAGCAUGGAAAAUGUUGAAAAAUCCAAUUUUUAUAUUGACUGUGCUUGCCUUUGCUCUCAACCAACCAGUUGGCUUCGUAAUAUUCUUGCCGAAGUACUUCCAAAAAGAUCUGGGUUUCACAUUUAGUACUGGGAACCUAAUAAUAG
Molecule: messenger RNA, 910 nt
Organism: Saccoglossus kowalevskii
Lineage: Eukaryota; Metazoa; Hemichordata; Enteropneusta; Harrimaniidae
Product: solute carrier organic anion transporter family member 3A1-like
Biological process (GO): sodium-independent organic anion transport; transmembrane transport
Cellular component (GO): basolateral plasma membrane
Source: RefSeq, a predicted model, not a curated record